Psammomys obesus (fat sand rat) is the source of this 4037-nucleotide messenger RNA. Its product is annotated as alpha-2-macroglobulin-like. The transcript is spliced from 30 exons. NCBI's taxonomy places the organism in Eukaryota, Metazoa, Chordata, Mammalia, Rodentia, Muridae. Gene Ontology annotation, molecular function: endopeptidase inhibitor activity. Gene Ontology annotation, cellular component: extracellular region. The record is from RefSeq and is a predicted model, not a curated record. The coding region runs from base 1 to 3615 and encodes 1204 amino acids.
AUGGGGAAGCGCAGGCUCCCUCAGCCGAGCCUGGUCCUGCUGUCCCUGCUGCUGCCGCCGCCCACAGAUGCCGCCUCAUCACAAAAGCCCAUCUACAUGGUGUUGGUCCCCUCCCUGCUGCACGCAGGCACCCUCGAGAGGGGCUGCCUCCUUUUCAUCCACUUGAACGAGACAGUGACGGUGAAAGUGUCCGUGGAGUCUGUCCAGGGAAACAAAAGCCUCUUCACCGAUCUUGUGGUUGACAAGGAGUUAUUCCACUGUGUUACCUUCCUUGUCCCACAGUCUUCAUCCACUGAGGUGAUGUUUCUCACUGUCCGCGUAAAAGGAGAAACUCACAAAUUCAGGAAACGGAGCACGGUGCUGGUUAAGAGGAAAGAGAGUCUGGUCUUUGCUCAGACUGACAAGCCCAUCUACAAACUGACGCAGACAGUGAAAUUUUGUGUUGUUUCAUUGGAUGAAAAAUUUCGCCCCCUUAAUGAAUUGAUUCCUCUACUGUAUGUUCAGGACCCCAGAGGAAAUCGUAUUGCACAAUGGCAGAGCGUCAAGUUAGAGAGUGGCCUCAGACAGUUGUCCUUCCCCCUCUCCUCAGAGCCUCCUGAGGGCUCCUACAAGUUGGCAAUACGCACAGAAUCGGGCAGGACCAUAGAGCACCCCUUCUCUGUGAAGGGAUUCGUGCUUCCCAAGUUUGAAGUCAAAGUGAAAGUUCCAGAGACAAUCACCAUCCUGGAUGAAGAGAUGCGUGUGUCUGUGUGUGGCAACGUUGGUUACUGCUCAGUCCUGUUGGAGGAUGGGAGAGGCACCCCUAUUCAGUAUGAAAUGAUCUCCAUCAUAGCAAAUGAAGCAAACCAUUACUUAAAUGCUACGACGGAUAAGGAUGGCCUGGUGUCGUUCUCCAUCAACACUGACAACAUCAUGGACACCUCCCUAACUGUCAGGGCCAAGUACAAGGAUAACCAUGUCUGCUAUGGGUUCCGAUGGUUGACAGAGGAGCAUGUGGAGGCUCAGCACACAGCCAGUGCUGUUUUCUCACCAAGCCAAAGCUUGGUGCACCUGGUAUCCACGCCUGGCAAACUGCGCUGUGAUCAAUGGCUGCACAUCCAGGUGCUUUAUAUUCUAAACGGGAAGGCUGUGCAGGAACUGAAGAAGAUAGUCUUCUAUUAUCUGCUCAUGGCAAGGGGAGGCAUCGUUCGCUCAGGGACGCACGAGCUGCCUGUGGAGCCCGGAGACAUGAAAGGCCACUUCUCCAUAUUUAUCCCGGUGGAGACAGACCUGGCUCCUCUGGCUCGACUGCUCCUUUUUACCAUUCUGCCUGGUGGAGAAGUAGUCGCAGAUACUGUCAAAUAUGAGAUUGGAAACUGUCUGAACAACAAGGUGACUUUGACCUUCCACCCGAAUAGCAGUCUUCCCGGCACCCAUACCCUCCUUAGCGUCAUGGCUUCUCCUAAUUCCCUCUGUGCCCUGCGAGCUGUGGACCAUAGCCUGCUGCUCCUAAAGCCUGAGGCUGAGCUCUCUCCAUCCUUGGUUUACAAUCUGCUACCUGUGAAGGACCUUACUGGCUUCCCCCAGGGUGCUGACCAGCGGGAAGAAGACUCUAGAGAUUGUAUCAAGCAAUACGACAUCUACAUCAAUGGGAUACUCUACUCCCUGGUGGAGAACACCAAUGAAGAGGAUGUGUACGGCCUCCUGGAGGAAAUGGGCUUAAAGGUUUUCACCAACUCAAAGAUCCAUAAACCCAAAGUCUGUGAACGGCUCGGACACACUCAAAGAGGACCAGCUGCAUACCAUCUCGUAGGCCAAAACCUCAUGAAUGAUUUUCUAGUGGCUCCAGAGUCUCCCAAGGAGACUAUACGGACCUACUUCCCUGAGUCGUGGAUCUGGGACUUGGUGGAAGCUCCCAGCAGUGUGCUGUGUGACGGUCCCUUCUCUACAGUGGCCUGGGAAGGAGAGCAAUUCCCAGAGAACAAGGACAGUACCGAGGUGUCUGAACAGAUAUCGCUGAAGCUGCCACCAGGUGUGGUAGAGGACUCCCCUAGAGCCUCUGUCACAGUUUUGGGAGAUAUAUUGGGUUCUGCCAUGCAAAGCAUACAGAAUCUCCUCAAGAUGCCCUAUGGCUGUGGAGAACAGAAUAUGGUUCUGUUUGCUCCUAAUAUCUAUGUCCUGGAUUAUCUGAAUGAAACGCAGCAACUGACAGAGGAGAUCAAGACCAAGGCCAUUGACUAUCUCAAUAUGGGUUACCAAAGACAAUUAAACUACAAGCACCAGGAUGGCUCCUACAGCACUUUUGGGGAAAAAGCUGGCAGGAAUCAUGGGAAUACCUGGCUCACAGCCUUUGUACUGAAGAGUUUUGCUCAAGCUCAAAAAUACAUCUUCAUCCAUGAAGCACACAUCACCCAAGCCCUCAUCUGGCUCUCCCAGCAGCAGCAGGACAACGGCUGUUUCAGGAGCUCCGGGUACCUGUUCAACAAUGCCAUGAAGGGAGGAGUCGAAAAUGAAGUCAUCUUGUCUGCCUAUAUCACCAUGGCUCUCCUGGAGAUGUCUCUCCCCUUUUCGCACCCUGUUGUUCGUAAUGCCCUCUUUUGCCUGGACACAGCCUGGAAGUCAACAAGGAAAGAAGCCCAUGGCGGCCAUGUUUACACUAAGGCACUAUUGGCCUAUGCUUUUGCCCUUGCUGGUGACGAAGACACGAAAAAAGAGAUACUGAAAUCACUUGACGAGGAAGCUGUGAAAAGAGACAAUUCCAUCCACUGGGCCAGACCUCAGAAACAUGUAGUACCAGUGGGCCUUUGGUACCAACCACGGGCCCCCUCUGCCGAGGUAGAGAUGACUGCUUACGUGCUCCUCGCUUAUCUUACUGGCACGUCAGCUCCAACCCAAGAGGACCUGACCACUGCGAUGCUCAUUGUGAAGUGGCUCACAAAGCAGCAGAAUUCCCAUGGCGGCUUCUCCUCCACUCAGGACACAGUCGCAGCUCUCCAUGCUUUGUCUAAAUAUGGAGCAGCUACUUUCACAAGAUCUAGGAAAACUGCACAGGUGACCGUCUACUCUUCAGAUGUGUUUUCUACAAGAUUCCAAGUGGACAAUAGCAACCAGUUAUUGCUGCAGAGGGCCACAUUGCCGAUUGUGCCCGGGGAUUACACUGCACAGGUGAUAGGAGAAGGAUGUGUCUACCUCCAGACCUCUGUGAACUUCAAUGUUCUCCCGAGACAGAAGGAGUUCUCAUUUGCCCUAGUGCUGCAGACCCUUCCCCAGACUUGUGAGGAUCAAAAAGCUCACACCAGCUUCGAGAUCUCACUUAAUAUCCGUUACACUGGCAGCCGUUCCAACUCCAACAUGGCAAUUGCUGAUGUGAAGAUGGUGUCUGGCUUCGUUCCCUUGACACCGACAGUGAAGAUGCUUGAACAGUCUGUGCAUGUGAGCCGGACAGAAGUCAGCAAUAACCGUGUCUUGAUUUACUUGGAUAAGGUGUCAAAUCAGAUGCUGGCCUUGUCCUUCACAGUUCAGCAAGAUAUUCCAAUAAAAGACCUGAGGCCAGCCAUAGUGAAAGUCUAUGAUUACUAUGAGAAAGAUGAGUUUGCAGUCGCUGAGUACAGUGCUCCCUGCAGCACAGGUACGUAGCUCACGUUCCUUUAAAGGAUAACCACAGUUCCUCUGGCUUGCCUCCCAAAUUUCUUCCUCCAUAACGUUCUAGGUAAAUAUUCCUCUUAGUAGUCAUUUUGCUUAUAUUGCAUCUUACUAUAAAAAAAAAAAUGUGUGCGUGGGAGAAGUGCGAUGCCUCUCCGACCCUCAGCUUGUUUGCUGCACUGCAUGUUGGGUAAUCACCUGUAGUGGGUCUCCUUUCCUCCUGUACUCGUUGGACACCAUGCUGUUCAGACCUAGAGGCAAGGAUAUCAUUUGUUCCUGGAAACCCACGCCUGUCUUCAUUUCCUUUUCUUUCUGCUACCGCAGGUUAUGGAAAUGCCUGAGGACAUUGUGAAUAAAAAAUGUUUUACUAGAGCUCUGUUCUUACAACUUCAUAAGAGAAACAAUGUUUUUGUACU